AUCCGUAGGUCGGCGAUGCCGACGCCUGAUCACGUGGGCCCGAAUGGUGGUUUCCGGGCGAGCCGUCCGAUAGCGCGGUGCGCGCCGGGAAUUGUAGUGUUUGAUCUGUGGCGCCAGUCACCUGUCAGAGGCGGUUGGCGGCGGCGGCGGCGGGUCUGGAAGAUGUGGUUUCUGACUGUUUUGCCAGCUGCUGAGAAAUGCCGCUUGCUGAAGCAAAUCUGCAGGAACUAUUAUUCAGCCAUUGCUUCUAAUUUCCCAUUUGUUCCUUCUUGCCUUCCUUUGGACUCCAUCGAAUUGGAGGAUCUUCAGGAAUUUCUGUUUCAGUCUAAGAAGCUGUUUGUGCUAUCUGGAGCAGGCCUGUCAACGGAAUCUGGUAUUCCUGAUUAUCGCUCGGAAGAGGUUGGACUUUAUGCUCGGACAACAAGACGGCCCGUUCAGCACCAUGCGUUUGUCUGCUGUGCCAAGAGUAGGCAGAGAUAUUGGGCACGAAAUUAUGUUGGCUGGCCACAAUUUAGUUCGCGCCAGGCAAAUGAAGCACACAAAGCUCUGAGUAAAUGGGAAACAAUAGGGAAGCUGCAUUGGCUGGUGACCCAGAAUGUGGAUGCUUUGCACACAAAGGCAGGUAGCCAGUACUUGACAGAACUUCAUGGCUGUACACAUAGCGUGAUCUGCCUUGGCUGCGAGAAGAUAACACCCAGGAGUCACCUUCAAGAUGAAUUUGCAGCUCUGAACCCUAAUUGGUCUGAAGAAACACAAGGAAUAUUUCCAGAUGGAGACGUUUUCCUGGCCGAUGAACAAAUCAAACAUUUCAAUGUUCCCUCGUGUAAGAAUUGUGGUGGUAUCCUGAAACCCGAUGUCACCUUUUUUGGAGACACAGUAAAUAAAGAGAAAGUUAAUUUUGUGUAUGAACGUUUGACGGAAUCUGAUGCAGUUCUGGUGGUCGGCUCUUCUCUACAGGUAUAUUCUGGAUAUAGGUUCAUCAUUGCAGCCUUUGAGAAGAGGCUGCCUAUUGCAAUACUAAACAUUGGGGCUACCAGAGCAGAUAAACUGUGCACUCUGAAAAUCAGUGCUCGAUGUGGAGAGGUUCUGCCAUACGUUCUUCCCUUUUAACACUGUCAAGCUGUACAACAGGAAAACUCCUUGAUUCUGGUAAUAUUACAAACAUAUGGAACAAAAUUCUAUGAAAAAUAAUCCAUAUAGAUUAGUAAUAGCAAUUUCUCACGCAGUGGUAUCUUUAUAUACAGGCUGCAUUUUGUGUAUAUGAAGAUCGAAAGAUUUGAGAAAUGAUAUCUUCAACAAUUUCCUGAGAAAUGGAUUGCAACCAUUACCAAGUUCUUGCAAAGUUUCCUAUAAAUAAAUACAAAAGUUUGUUUCAUGAAAUCUAUUGUUUCAAUAAAUCACAUUAUUAA
Messenger RNA from Leucoraja erinaceus (little skate), 1409 nucleotides. It is a transcript of the gene sirt4, whose product is annotated as sirtuin 4. Gene Ontology annotation, molecular function: NAD+ binding; NAD-dependent protein lysine deacetylase activity. NCBI's taxonomy places the organism in Eukaryota, Metazoa, Chordata, Chondrichthyes, Rajiformes, Rajidae. The record is from RefSeq and is a predicted model, not a curated record.